UCGUGAGGCAUAAGGACUCUUCUGGUUCUUCGUUUUUAAUGGUCUCCCCAGAGACCCAAAUCCUCUAAAUCUUAUUAUUAAAUCUCAUUGAAUUCAUCUGAUUUUUCUUUCUAAUUUUUUAAUCCAAAUGGGUCUCCCUGAAACUAUCGAUUUCGCCGGGAAUUUCUCAGUUUUGGUCAGAGUCCAAGGCCCUGACCCAAAGGGUCUGAAGAUGAGGAAUCAUGCCUUUCACCAAUACCAUUCCGGCAAAACGACACUGUCAGCUUCAGGCAUGUUCUUACCCGACACCCUUUACAACACCGAGGUGGCUAAGCGCAUUUGGGACACUAAUAAUGGUCGAAAUUCGAUGCUAGUUAUGACAGUUGCUUCUGUCAUUGAGCCUUUUCUCACAAUUCAACAUAGGAAAAACCUUUCUCAGAGUCUACCUGAGUUGAUUCCUGGUGCUGAGAUUGAUAUAAUGGUUGAGGAAAACAAGGGCGUGGAUUCGGAUAAAGGAGCUUAUCGUUGGCAUACUGCGUGGCUACUGAAAAUGGUUGAUGUACCGAUGUCAUCCCUUGCACUUCAAUCCCUUGUUCAAGCUUCUUCAGGCUCACUAGAGAAUGGAUGGGAGUUCGGUUGGUCAUUGGUUUCUUCAACUCAUCAGCCUGAAAUGAACGGUACUCAGGCGCAGAUUAAGUACGAUAACAAAUUUUUAAUGGAGCACGAGAAGCUGGUGAUGGGGGAAUUGAGCAAUCCUGGUCAAAUGGUUAGGUCAACAACUAGAAUUGCUAUCCUUGGGGUUGGCUUCCAUUUAAAUGACCUACCCAAAAUUGGGUUAUCACCUCUGAAUAAAGGGGAAUUUCUUUUGGCAAUAGGAUCUCCUUUUGGCAUCCUCUCUCCCGUGCACUUCUUUAACAGCAUAUCAGUGGGAUCCGUUGCCAAUUGCUAUCCUCCUAAAUCAACCGACAGAGCAUUGCUGAUGGCUGACAUUCGAUGUCUCCCUGGAAUGGAAGGUGCUCCUGUUUUUAGUGAUCAGAACACGCUAGUUGGUUUGUUGACCCGACCUUUAAGGCAAAAGAACAGUGAUGCUGAAAUUCAGCUAGUGAUUCCGUGGGAAGCCAUUGCAAGUGCUUGCGCUGACUUGCUGCUGAAGGAGCCACAAAUUGCUGAAAAGGGGAUUAAUAUCAACAAGGGAAACUUAAAUACUGUAGGAAAUGGAUUACUGUCUAACGGCAAUUGUUCAAACGGACUCUGCUGUUACAGUCAUGACCAUCUUAACUCUCUGUGCCCUUCACUAUUACCAAUUGAGAAGGUAAUGACUUCUAUAUGUCUUAUUACCAUUGAUGAUGGUGUAUGGGCAUCAGGUGUCGUGCUCAAUGAUCAAGGUCUAAUACUCACAAAUGCUCACCUGUUGGAACCUUGGCGAUUCGGGAAAACAACUGUAAGAUGCGGGACAAAUAACGAGGCACCGUUUUUACUACCUGAAGGAUCUGCAUCUCUCGAGGGGGAAGGAUUUGACAGGUUCCAGAAAAGUAGCGUAGUCCCAUUUCCACUGGCUGAUGAUCAGAAAGGGUACAAGGUGAAUGCACCUUUCCAUGGCCAUAGACGCAUACGUGUCCGACUUGAUAAUCUGGACCCUUGGAUUUGGUGCAAUGCGAAGGUAGUAUAUAUUUGCAAGGGACCGUUGGAUGUUGCACUGCUUCAACUUGAUAGUAUUCCCGAUAAGCUUAGCCCUAUUAUGGUGGAUUUUAAUCAGCCAUCCUUAGGAUCGAAGGCGUACAUAAUUGGACAUGGACUUCUGGCACCAAGAUGCGGCUUCUUUCCUUCGGUUUGCUCUGGAGUGGUCUCGAAAGUAGUCAAAGCAGAGAUGCCAUUAUACUACAAAUCUUUUCUACCAGGGGUUUCACAAUAUCCAGCAAUGCUUGAAACAACUGCUGCUGUUCAUCCUGGUGGAAGUGGUGGUGCUGUUGUCAACUCAGAUGGUCGUUUGAUUGGACUUGUUACGAGCAAUGCCAGGCAUGGUGGAGGAAAAGUUAUACCACACUUGAACUUCAGCAUCACGAGUGCAGUUUUGAUGCCGAUCUUUCAGUUUGCGAGAGACAUGAAUGAUUUUUCGCCUCUGCAACAUCUUGACCAACCAAACGAACACCUUUCCUCAGUAUGGGCAUUGAUGCCUCCGUUAUCUCCCAAGCCAGGUCACCAGCUUAACCUUCCCCAGCCGCCACUAGAAGGUAACGACAGCAAAGAGGAGAAGGGUUCUCGGUUCGCUAAAUUCAUCGCCGAAAGGAACGAAUUGUUGAAGGGAUCAUCUCUAUUUGGUAAACAGGAAAGACUUCCUAGUCAGAUUCUUCGUAGUAAGUUAUGACCUUUGCCAUUUUUCUUGUGCCAUAUGUAUCGAAAAGAAAAAGAAAAGAAAAAUCAUUCCCUGGAAUAUGCAGAACCAAGUUGACUCCGGUUUUGACGGAAUUAACCCACAGAUCAUAUGAACAAUGGGUUUUACCUACUUAUUUGUAAUUAGAUUUCUCGAAGAGAAUCGGAUUCCAAAUGCCCGACAUGGAAGAAUGUUGUUCAA
This is a messenger RNA of Hibiscus syriacus, 2551 nucleotides long. RefSeq names its product glyoxysomal processing protease, glyoxysomal-like. Gene Ontology annotation, biological process: protein processing. Gene Ontology annotation, cellular component: peroxisome. Gene Ontology annotation, molecular function: serine-type endopeptidase activity. The record is from RefSeq and is a predicted model, not a curated record. NCBI's taxonomy places the organism in Eukaryota, Viridiplantae, Streptophyta, Magnoliopsida, Malvales, Malvaceae.